Leishmania mexicana MHOM/GT/2001/U1103 is the source of this 444-nucleotide messenger RNA. RefSeq lists its product as hypothetical. The record is from RefSeq and is a predicted model, not a curated record. Lineage: Eukaryota; Euglenozoa; Kinetoplastea; Trypanosomatida; Trypanosomatidae. The transcript has a single exon. The coding region runs from base 1 to 444 and encodes 147 amino acids.
AUGUUCAAAUGGCUCUGUCCUGGGCCCUUCGGAACUGGUCUUGGCCGAAGGCUUCAUUGUCGGUACGUGGUGCCAUGUUUCCUUGCCUGCUCUGCACUCUCUCGUGCUUCUGUCAAUGCCAGUAGGCCGUGCUACAGCGAAACGUCACUUUCCCAUCUGGCUUCUCUUUGCACUUCUUCGCAGAUACGCCCCACUAUCACGCAACGACACACCUACGUCCUCGUCGUCAUCAUGCCACGUGCUCACCAGAAGGUCGAGGCCGACAGCUCGAUUUUUUCUCACAUCGUGGAGCAAGGCUGGGUGGCCUUCAUAAUCCUUGGCGCCUUGAUGAUUGGGCUGCGACUGUAUAACGUGAAGCAGCGUCGUAACCAACGAAAGCUGCUGCGGGAGGAGCUUAUGGCGGAGAUGGGAUACCGCAGCAAAGCGAGCCGCAAAGGGGACUAG